AUGCCUCCCCUGGCCGUGUUCAACCCUUUUCGCGGUAGACCUUCAAGAUUUUGGAUCAUUUUACUCGUAUCUUUUCAACUUUUAUUCGACGUCGUUGUUAUCAUGCUUCACUCGAGAAGUUCUGCCUUCAAGAGACAAGUUGAAUUUGACAAUGUUGUCCACGCACAGCUUCCCACGGUGUUAAAAAUUCGCGGUCCACAGGCUCGACAAAUGAAUGCGAAUAAAGAGCCCACGAAGAAGCCUACGAUAGAUAUGGUUAAUGAUUAUCAACCAUGGAUCGAUUUUAAAUUCGUUUAUCCAGAAGUACAACCGAUUAUCUUAGGGCCGAGGGAUUUUUAUUUGGUUGUUGUUGUCAAUUCGGGUGCGAAGGGAGACGAAUUCAGACAGCGUAGAACGAAAAUUCGGGAAACCUGGGCAAGCAAAAGGACAUGUGAGUAUGCAAAUGCUAUGAAUAACACCAAGUUAAAAGACCUGAAAUGGAUUUUAGUGUUUGUGCUUGGCAAAGCUGGAGUAGAGGUAGAAGAUAAGCGAAAUAUCGACGAAGCCAAGCUACACAAUGAUAUGAUAAUUGGUGAUAUCAAUGAUAACUAUUUGAACAACAUUUUGAAAUUUUACAUGGGACAACUUUGGGCUUCAUUGCUUGGCACGAAGUAUACUCUUAAAACUGACGAUGAUGUGUAUGUCCGAAUACCAAAGAUUAUAGAGUACCUUGUUUCCGAGGGAUCACCCCCGUGCUUCUAUGGCGGCGAGACAUACCCAAAUUCAGGGGUUGCUCGUUGGGCAGGUGGGAAGUGGAGUAUAAGUAAAAAAUACUUCGAUGAACCAAAAUUCCCCCCAUUCAAUGCUGGUGCCUUUAUAAUCAUCUCGGCCGAUCUGUUAGGUAGUCUUUUUAACUAUGUCUACAUCCGAAAGCCAUUUCACACUGACGAUGCGUAUGUUGGUGUAGCCAUGAGAGAUUUUAAAGUUAAGGUUGUUCACAUUUUGUCGUUCGAUAUCAAGAAUAAUAUGGCGGCGCUGAUCCGUACGAAAAACAACUGCGAUAUUUUGAAGUUAAUUGCAUAUGGUCACAAAGUGGACACUGGCGCAAUGCAACAUUUGCAUGGAAGGGUCGAAGAUUUAUGUCAUAACAGUAUCACACUCCAGAAUUGUAAAUGA
Messenger RNA from Paramuricea clavata, 1155 nucleotides. NCBI's taxonomy places the organism in Eukaryota, Metazoa, Cnidaria, Anthozoa, Malacalcyonacea, Plexauridae. The record is from the annotation of a GenBank genome assembly.